Molecule: messenger RNA, 1158 nt
Organism: Pseudozyma hubeiensis SY62
Lineage: Eukaryota; Fungi; Basidiomycota; Ustilaginomycetes; Ustilaginales; Ustilaginaceae
Exons: 1
Coding region: 1-1158 (385 amino acids)
Biological process (GO): DNA catabolic process
Molecular function (GO): nucleic acid binding; endonuclease activity
Source: RefSeq, a predicted model, not a curated record
AUGAAGUUCUCAGCCUGGCAGGCGCUGCUUGUGGCAGCUCUGUGCCUUUUGCCUUCUGUCUGCGCCUGGGGAAUUGCAGGACACCAGAUCGUAGCCACCAUUGCGCAGACGCAGCUUCAUCCUUUAGUUCGAGAACAGCUCUGUUCGAUCCUGCCCAAUUAUACACAAUACCCUUCACACUGGCCACCAUCCGAAGAUGUACUACCUCGCACACACUGUCAUUUGGCCGUGCUGGCCGGAUGGCCCGACACCAUCCGCUCUCGAUACCCAUGGAGCGGUCAGCUCCACUAUGUCAAUCCGGUAGACGAUCAUCCCCCAACCCAAUGCUAUUACGGAGAGACCGGCUGGACGUCCCCGAACAACGUUCUUACUUCUCUGGUCAAUUACACAUCCCGCGUGGUGACCGAAACCGGCUGGGAACGCGACAUGGCGCUACGGUUCAUGGUCCACCUUUUCGGUGAUGCGCAUCAGCCACUUCAUCUCACUGGACGCGCUCGUGGUGGCAACGAUGUCUGGGUUCACUUCGAGGGCAGGAAAGCGCGUCUUCAUAGCGUGUGGGACACUUUGCUCAUCAACAAAGAGAUUCGCGAGCUCUCAAAUUAUACGACACGCUUGCCUUCGGGACGCAUCGAGAGCGCUCUCGUCGGAGCUAGAUACGACCCUUUGGUGAGGUUCAUCCUCAAGGAAGGCCUCGGACAGCCUGCCAUCCGCGGCGACGUUGGCAAUGCCUGGUGGAGGGACGAGUCGGCCAGCUGGCCUGCAUGUCAAGGCCAUGCCUCCGUCUCAGACGCACAGAUGCUGGAGGGCGAGGGACAGCUCGCCUUCUCCUCCAUGGUCGAGGACCCGAGCAGGGUGGAUGACACGGAUCUGCCGAUCUGCCCUUACGAGUGGACUCAACCGAUGCACUCAUUGGUGUGCGACUAUGCCUUUGCUGCGCCUGUACCCGCCUGGGAGCCAGCGCCGCCGUCUGACGGAGACGAUUCGGAGCCUUCACCGAUACCCUUUACCGAGCCUGAGCUCGACGUGCCCGAGUACGUGGGUCGCAUCGAACGCGACAAGGUAAUUCACAAGCAGCUCGCAAAGGCAGGUGUGCGUCUCGCUGCGGUACUCAACACGCUUCUGCUGCCUGACGAGAGCGUCUCGACGUUGUCAGACUAA